CCCCUAAGCGGCUCCAACGGGUGGCAGGAUAAGGGCAGGGCGGUCCGGACUGGACGCUGGCAAGGAACACAAGAUCCAUGGAAGACCAAGCAAGCAGAAUGAGCACCUUACCUGCCAGCCCCAUCGCUCUGGAUUACCUGGACGAUUUCGACCUGCUGAAGUUUGAAGUGAAACAGGAGUUGCCCCGGCCAGGGAGCAGCUCCUCCGUCACUUCCACCCCAUGCAGCUCCGUGCCCCCCUCGCCCACCUUCGACAAGGGGGCUGACCCCAAAUCCUCCUUGGAAGAGCUGUAUUGGAUGGCGACGUUGCACCAGUCCUUGGCGGCAGCCGCUGGCACUGGCCCAGAGACGCAGAUGAUGCCAGGGCUGGAUGAAGCUGUGGAAGCCAUUUUAGGGGUGCCCACGGCUGAAGGGGGUCUUCGAAACAGCAUGACCCCACAGCUUCAGGGCUUCCUGGGGUCAGCGGAGAGCUUCGGCGCAGAGCAACAACAGCUUCCUCAUUUCCAGCUCCCCCGGCUUUCCGACCGCUUCUCCGAUGCCCAGCUGGUCUCCAUGUCGGUCCGGGAUCUCAAUCGGCAGCUCCGUGGCUUCGGCAAAGACGAGGUGCAGCGGCUGAAGCAGAAACGGCGCACCCUCAAGAACCGCGGCUAUGCCCAGUCCUGCCGCUUCAAACGGGUCCAGCAACGCCACAUCCUAGAGGCCGAAAAAUCCCAGCUGGCCCAACAGCUCGAGUCCUUGCGGGUGGAGGUGGCUCGCUUGGUCCACGAACGAGACAUCUACAAAGCACGGUGUCAGAAGCUGCUGAGCGAGGGGGCCGGGGGGCAUUGUGGGGAGGGGGCCAAGCCCCCCCUAGCUCAGGCUCCUCCUUCCAUGGUGCAGUUUUUUCUAUGAGCCUGCCCUGGACUUCCUUCCAUUUCCAUCAAAACUUUGGGAGCUGUGUGGGGAAAUAAACUUGCCAAGGAGCUGCUUCUCCUCUUUAAUCCACCAGAGGGGAAUGCUGAGCCCAGUUCCCUCCCAGGUAGUCCCUUUCCCCCACCACUAGAUGGUGCGAAAGAGUUUCUUGACCAUUCUGGGCAGCUCUACAUGCAGAAAUAGCUUUGGGAGAUUGCAGGCAGGCAAGGAGUUGUAGUUUUGCUAGGAUGGUGCCCGGUGGUACAUCUUCCACCUGAGGAACUACAGCCCACCCCCUCCCCCAGGGUUCCCUGUGAACCGAUUCCUCAGUAUAGUGACGUCUACGGUGCAAAUAAGGCUGGUCCUCCUGGGCGUGUUAAGAAAUGCACUUGGUGAUCAUUCUGCUUCCAACAGAAGGAGAGAAAUAAAUAAAAGCCGAAAACGGUG
Molecule: messenger RNA, 1337 nt
Organism: Notechis scutatus (mainland tiger snake)
Lineage: Eukaryota; Metazoa; Chordata; Lepidosauria; Squamata; Elapidae
Gene: NRL
Product: neural retina leucine zipper
Biological process (GO): regulation of transcription by RNA polymerase II
Cellular component (GO): nucleus
Molecular function (GO): DNA-binding transcription factor activity, RNA polymerase II-specific; RNA polymerase II cis-regulatory region sequence-specific DNA binding
Source: RefSeq, a predicted model, not a curated record